Molecule: messenger RNA, 4275 nt
Organism: Heterocephalus glaber (naked mole-rat)
Lineage: Eukaryota; Metazoa; Chordata; Mammalia; Rodentia; Bathyergidae
Source: RefSeq, a predicted model, not a curated record
UUGUGCAUGUGUUGUCCCUGGGGUCCCCGAUGAGGCGGGCCGGGCGGCCGUGCCCUUUUUAGGGGUCCCCGCGGGGCCACAGUGGGGAAGGGGUUGUCUUUGCGUGAGCGGGGGACUUCCCGAGCCUGCGGGGACCAUGACCUGACCGGCGCGAGCCCGACGUGUGCGAAGCCCAAGAGCCAGCUCACCUGAGCCGCCCCUUCCCGGCCAGCAUGGCAUCUGAAGAAGCCUCCCUCAGGGCUUUGGAAAGUCUGAUGACAGAAUUUUUUCAUGAUUGUACGACCAAUGAAAGAAAGCGUGAGAUAGAGGAGCUUCUUAAUAACUUUGCCCAGCAAAUAGGAGCCUGGAGAUUCUGCCUGUAUUUUCUCUCUAGCACCAGGAAUGACUAUGUCAUGAUGUACAGUUUAACGGUUUUUGAGAAUCUGAUCAAUAAAAUGUGGCUUGGUGUACCAUCUCAGGAUAAGAUGGAAAUCCGUAGCUGUCUGCCCAAACUCCUUUUGGCUCACCAUAAAACAUUACCUUACUUUAUCCGGAACAAACUCUGCAAAGUUAUUGUUGAUAUUGGACGUCAAGAUUGGCCCAUGUUCUACCAUGACUUUUUUACUAACAUUUUACAGUUGAUCCAGUCUCCUGCGACGACUCCCCUUGGGCUGAUCAUGUUGAAGACCACCUCAGAAGAGCUGGCUUGUCCCCGUGAGGACCUCAGUGUGGCUCGGAAGGAGGAGUUGCGGAAGCUGCUGCUGGAUCAGGUGCAGACUGUGCUUGGGCUCCUGACAGGUAUCUUGGAGACCGUCUGGGACAAACACAGUGUUACUGCUGCCACUCCACCACCGUCCCCGACCUCUGGAGAAAGUGGUGAUUUGCUGAGUAACCUGCUGCAGAGUCCUAGUUCAGCCAAGCUGUUGAGUCAACCAAUCCCCAUCCUUGAUGCGGAGAGCGAGUAUGUCUGCUCCCUGGCCCUGGAGUGCCUGGCCCACCUCUUCAGUUGGAUUCCUCUGUCUGCCAGCAUCACUCCGUCCCUUCUCACCACCAUCUUCCACUUUGCACGCUUUGGCUGUGACACCCAAGCCAGAAAGAUGGCCUCAGUGAAUGGCAGCAGCCAGAACUGUGUCUUGGGUCAGGAGCGUGGUCGGCUUGGGGUCCUGGCCAUGUCCUGCAUAAAUGAACUCAUGUCCAAGAACUGCGUGCCUAUGGAAUUUGAGGAGUAUUUACUGCGUAUGUUCCAGCAGACUUUCUACCUCUUGCAGAAAAUCACCAAGGAUAACAAUGCCCACACAGUGAAGAGUAGGCUUGAAGAGCUCGAUGAGAGUGUCUGGAAUACCCUGUGGUUUCAGAAUACGGGGUUCCUGGUGAGGAGCACAAGAUGGCUGUGUACCAGUCUGAGGUCGUGCAGGAACCAAGACUGCUGCUCCUGCGUAGGCAAGAUCAGAAGAGGUCUGAGGAGCUACAUCGAGAAGUUUACCGACUUCCUGCGGCUCUUCGUGAGUGUUCACUUGAGGAGAAUCGAGUCCUACUCCCAGUUUCCCGUGGUGGAGUUUCUGACACUCUUGUUCAAGUAUACGUUUCAUCAGCCUACUCAUGAAGGUUACUUCUCUUGUUUGGAUAUCUGGACACUCUUUUUGGACUAUCUGACAAGUAAAAUUAAAAGUCGUCUGGGAGACAAGGAAGCAGUUCUCAACAGGUACGAAGAUGCCCUGGUCCUCUUGCUCACGGAGGUGUUGAACCGAAUCCAGUUUAGAUACAACCAGGCCCAGCUGGAGGAGUUGGAUGAUGAGACUCUGGAUGAUGAUCAGCAGACAGAGUGGCAGCGGUACUUACGCCAGAGCUUGGAGGUAGUGGCCAAAGUGAUGGAGCUCCUUCCUACACACGCCUUCUCAACUCUGUUCCCAGUUCUUCAAGACAAUUUAGAAGUUUAUUUGGGAUUACAGCAGUUUAUAGUUACUUCAGGGUCAGGGCACAGGCUGAACAUCACCGCAGAGAAUGACUGCCGGCGCUUGCACUGCUCCCUCAGAGACUUGAGCUCCCUGCUCCAGGCUGUGGGUCGCCUAGCUGAGUACUUCAUCGGGGAUGUGUUUGCUGCGAGGUUCAGUGAUGCCCUCACAGUCGUGGAGAGGUUGGUCAAAGUCACUCUGUACGGAUCUCAGAUCAAACUGUACAACAUCGAAACUGCGGUGCCGUCGGUGCUGAAACCCGACCUCAUUGACGUGCACGCACAGUCCCUGGCUGCUCUCCAGGCCUACUCCCACUGGCUGGCGCAGUACUGCAGCGAAGCACACCGGCAGAGCACACAGCAGUUUGUGACGCUCAUCUCCACCACCAUGGACGCAGUCACACCGCUCAUCAGCACCAAGGUCCAAGACAAGUUGCUGCUGUCUGCGUGCCACUUACUGGUCUCCCUGGCCACCACUGUUCGGCCCGUCUUUCUGAUUAGCAUCCCUGCGGUGCAGAAGGUGUUCAACAGGAUCACUGAUGCUUCUGCUCAGAGACUUGUUGAUAAGGCACAGGUGUUGGUCUGCCGUGCACUCUCUAACAUCUUGCUGCUUCCAUGGCCAAACCUUCCCGAGAAUGAGCAGCAGUGGCCCAUGCGCUCUCUCAACCAUGCCAGCCUAAUCUCUGCACUCUCCAGGGACUAUCGCAGCCUGAAGCCCAACACUGUCACCGCACAGAGGAAGGUGCCACUGGAUGACACCAAAGUGAUUAUCCACCAGACACUCGGUGUCUUAGAAGAUAUCGUGGAGAACAUCUCCGGGGAGUCCACCAAGGCCCGACAGAUCUGCUACCAGUCGCUGCAGGAAUCUGUUCAGGUCUCCCUGGCCCUCUUUCCAGCUUUUAUCCAUCAGUCAGAUGUGACUGACGAGAUGUUGAGCUUCUUCCUCACUCUGUUCCGUGGCCUUAGAGUACAGAUGGGUGUGCCUUUCACUGAACAGAUCAUACAGACUUUCCUCAACAUGUUUACCAGAGAACAGUUGGCUGAAAGCAUCCUCCACGAAGGCAGCACUGGCUGCCGGGUAGUGGAGAAGUUCCUGAAGAUCCUGCAGGUGGUGGUACAGGAGCCUGGCCAGGUGUUCAAGCCUUUCCUCCCCAGCAUUAUUGCCCUGUGCAUGGAGCAGGUGUACCCCAUCAUUGCUGAGCGUUCUUCCCCUGAUGUGAAGGCCGAGCUGUUUGAGCUCCUUUUCCGGACGCUCCAUCACAACUGGCGCUACUUCUUUAAGUCCACUGUCCUGGCCAGUGUGCAGAGGGGACUUGGCGAGGAGCAGAUGGAGAAUGAGCCCCAGUUCAGUGCCAUCAUGCAGGCUUUUGGACAGUCCUUUCUCCAGCCAGACAUCCACCUUUUCAAACAAAAUCUGUUCUACUUAGAGACUCUCAACACCAAGCAGAAGCUGUACCACAAGAAGAUCUUCCGGACCACCAUGCUCUUCCAGUUUGUGAACGUCCUGCUCCAGGUCCUGGUUCACAAGUCCCACGACCUCCUGCAAGAGGAGAUUGGCAUCGCCAUUUACAACAUGGCCUCUGUCGACUUCGAUGGCUUCUUUGCAGCCUUCCUUCCAGAGUUCCUGACGAGCUGUGAUGGUGUGGAUGCCAACCAGAAAAAUGUUCUGGGGCGGAAUUUCAAGAUGGAUCGGGACCUGCCCUCGUUCACCCAGAGUGUGCACAGGCUGGUCAACGACCUGCGCUACUACCGGCUCUGCAAUGAUAGUCUGCCUCCUGGCACUGUGAAGCUCUAGCCCACUGCCAAGGGAUGCGCACUGCUGCACAGUGGCCGCACCGCCUGCGCCUCCACCUCCGCCACAGGCGUCGCCAGGGAGGUCUCAGCCCUGAGUGGUGAGACUGGCCUCUGCCCUCCACUGCCCGUCCUGCUGCAGCCCAGUGGAGCCGGCUCCAGGUCCAUCGCUGCUCUGGUUGGUUCCCAGGGCACUUGGAGCAGGAGGAAUCCUGGGCCCAGGUACCCCAGGCACCGGGAGAUCCACGGAGCGAUCUGUGCAGAGCAGUCACGGGGCAGAAGCACCAAGGACAGCUUAGGACAGUGCCACCUUCUCACCAUCCGCCUCCCCAGCGCCCUGGGCCAGCUGGCCAGGAGAAGCCAUGCUGGGACUGUUUCUGUGGAGUCUCCCCUCCCUCCACUCCCUCCCCUCCCCUCUGAUUGCCUUGGAGGCUCUGCUCUGCCAGGGAUUUGCAAAGACUCAUGUUUUUGUUCUUGUUUUCUCAUCAUUCCAUUGUGAUACUAAGAAACAAAGCUUAAUGAAAAAUAAAAUGCUUACCUUGUUGUUAUAUAAA